ACUGUUUGUUUAUCAACAAACCGGCGCUUUUUGCGCGCUUCACCACACCACAGUCACAUUCCGAAGAUAAGAUCGAAACAAUGUCCUCGCAGGAAGAAGCAACCCCAUCCCGGAACAUCGAAAUCAAAGCCCAGGUCGGGGACAAGGAAGCAUUCCAGAAAAAAGUGGCCAUCGCCGAAGGGCUCACGGGUGCCAAAGCGGAAGUCAUUAAGCAGCACGAUGUGUUCUUCAAUUCCCAGAAGGGCCGGCUAAAGUUGCGGUACUUGGAGGGACAUUCAUCAUCCGUCCAGGAAGAGGCGGAUGUGUUUGGCAGAGGCUGUGGGGUAGUAAAAUUUUUUAAAGAGAAACGUUUUCUGGAGCUGGAUGAUGAUUAUGAGCACGUUGAUCAAGCAGUGGAUUAUUUGAUCGAGAACGAGCUGCAGCCAGACGAUGGAACCGGUUGCUAUCGGGAGCUGCGGGAACGAUUUAAUCUCGAUUAUAAUUCCAACUGUUGCUGCCAAGAAGAUAACGCUUGUUUAAGCAAAAAGUCAUGUGACCAUGGAGAAAAUUAUACGCCUUCUCAAGGGGAACUAGUGCUGAGAGAAUCGCUUCAAGUUGUGAUGGAAUGUUCUGAAAAUUGUCUCUGUCCAGCAACCUGCUGGAAUCGAUUAGUCCAAUUUGGUCCCCGAAAAAAGCUUAAAAUAAAAACUAGCUUGAUUGUAGCAAACCAACUAGGUCUCUUCACAGAAGAAUUUAUUCCUCAGGGUGGAUUUAUCUGCGAGUAUGCCGGAGAACUGAUAACGAAAAAUGAAGCUUUGAGGCGCAAUCAACUUAAUGACUCAAUGAGUCAGAAAAACUACGUUCUUUGUUUGAAUGAGAUGAGUUUGGAUGGAGCUACGAGUAUUCAAACUUUUUAUGAUCCAGAACGACGAGGCAACAUCGGACGAUAUUUAAAUCAUAGCUGUGAUCCCAACUGCCAAACAGUCUCCGUCCACAUAGGAUGUCCAUUGCCGAGGGUUGGAAUUUUCGCUCGACGGAACAUCCAACCAGGGGAAGAAUUGUUUUUUGAUUAUGGUGGUGGAAAUUUUGCCAUAGAACCAAGUAUUCAAACCAACCCUAAGCCCUGCCUUUGUGGGACUUCCAUCUGCCGAGGAAAUCUUCCAUCGUAUUGUUAUUGAACAGCAUUUAAACAAUUCUAUUGCAGACGAAGAAAUCCGAGUUGAUUCAAUACUUCCGUCCGGAUGUGGGAGGUCCAAAGCUGUCCACCUAUCAUAAAAUCGAUCUGGAUGAGCCGAAGUUGAUGGAAACCAUUCUGGCCGAGAGUGUUGGCAUCAAAGGUGAGGUUA
Messenger RNA from Uranotaenia lowii, 1325 nucleotides. Its product is annotated as probable histone-lysine N-methyltransferase set-23. The record is from RefSeq and is a predicted model, not a curated record. Gene Ontology annotation, molecular function: protein binding; zinc ion binding; histone H3K9 methyltransferase activity. The transcript has 2 exons. NCBI's taxonomy places the organism in Eukaryota, Metazoa, Arthropoda, Insecta, Diptera, Culicidae. Gene Ontology annotation, cellular component: nucleus. The coding region runs from base 81 to 1157 and encodes 358 amino acids.